ACGCAAAACAAAACUUAUGGCUGCUAAAUUGGUAUUGAUUAUGUUCUUCUAUAUAAAUUCAUGCAGUGAUAUAUCAUACAUACCAACAUUCAAGUUCAAUGGCGGCUUCCAUAUUCCACAACAAUGUUAUUCUCACAUUCCUAUUUAUUUUCCCAUUUUUCAACCCAACCUUUGCAGGAUUUACCUGGAAGUCUGUUGCCAAAGAGCCCAAGUCUUCACAAAACUGGGUGAACCAUGGUGGGGACUUAUAUAACCGAAGACAUGCGGAGAAGGAGACCAUGAUCAGCCCUGAAACAGUCUCCAAUUUGCGUUUGAAAUGGGAAUUCAUUGCAGGCAAAGACAUAACCGCGACGCCAGCGAUUUUCGAUGGAACCCUUUAUUUUCCGAGCUGGAACGGGAACAUCUAUGCUAUUAAAGCCUGUGAUGGGUCCCUUGUUUGGGAGAAAAACUUGGAGGAGUUAACUGGGCUUAAUGCCACUGGUUUUAUCGUGAAUGUUAACUGGACAGUUGCAAGAGCAACGCCAACAAUUGCAGAUGAUUUGCUCAUCAUUGGAAUCUCUGGCCCUGCCAUUGUUAUUGCUGUCGAAAGAUUAACUGGCGAGCUUGUUUGGUCAACCCUGCUUGAUAACCAUCCCGCUGGUAUCAUCACUAUGUCUGGAACUUACUAUAAAGGGCAUUUUUACGUAGGGACAUCUUCAUCAGAAGAAGGCGCAAGCAUAGAGCAAUGCUGCAUAUUCCGCGGUAGCUUUGCCAAAUUAGAUGUCCGGUCUGGCAAAGUCCUAUGGCAAACCUUUACUUUACCUGAUAAUUUCGGUCAAAAGGGGGAAUAUGCGGGAGCAGCCAUUUGGGGAAGUAGUCCAUCCAUCGAUACAACUCGAAACCAUAUCUAUGUUAGCACCGGGAACCUAUAUUCAGCCCCUCUUCGAAUACGCCAAUGUCAAGAAGCUGAGAAUAAUCAAACAGUGCCGACUAGUCCAGACAAGUGUAUUGAGCCUGAAAACCACUCAAAUUCAAUCUUAGCUUUUGAUUUGGAAACUGGUGUAAUCAAAUGGUAUCGUCAGCUAGGGGGAUAUGAUCUUUGGUUCUUAGCCUGCAAUAAUCUUUCCACCCCGAAUUGUCCUCCUGGUCCAAACCCUGAUGCCGAUUUCGGAGAGGCCCCGAUGAUGCUAAGUAUCGAUGUCAAUGGAACUAAGCGAGAUAUUGCCGUUGCUGUUCAAAAAAGUGGAUUUGCUUGGGCUCUAAAUCGAGAUAAUGGUGACCUUAUUUGGUCUACUGAGGUCGGACCUGGUGGUCCAGGAGGAGGAGGCACUUGGGGUGCGGCUACGGAUAAGAAGAGGGUCUACACCAACUUAGCCAACUCGCUAUUCAUGAAUUUUACUUUGAUACCGUCCCAAACAAAUACGAAUGCUAGUGGAUGGGUGGCAAUGGAUGCUAAAAGCGGUGAAAUCCUAUGGUCGACAGCGGAUCCGAGCAAUUCCAGAGUUAGUGGUCCUGUCACCAUAGCAAAUGGUGUACUUUUUGCUGGUUCAACAGAUAAACAAGGACCUAUAUAUGCCAUUGAUGCUAAAAAUGGGAGAAUUUUGUGGUCAUAUGAGACUGGUGCAACUGUUUAUGGUGGAAUGUCGGUGAGCAAUGGAUGCAUUUAUGUUGGUAAUGGAUAUAAGGUCAAUAUAGGAGCUUUUAUUCCAACUUAUUCUGCUGGAACCUCACUUUUUGCCUUUUGUUUGACCUAAAAACUUUAAUGGGUGUAAAGGGCCCUAUUUUAGUCAUAAUUGGUUUGUUUCUCUUUUUAAUUAUAUGAAGAUAGUGGUGUUUAUUCAUGUAAAAUUGGCUUAACCAAUAAAAUACAAUUUAAAUUAUACUA
Messenger RNA from Gossypium raimondii (Peruvian cotton), 1864 nucleotides. RefSeq lists its product as uncharacterized. The coding region runs from base 99 to 1733 and encodes 544 amino acids. The record is from RefSeq and is a predicted model, not a curated record. The transcript has 4 exons. NCBI's taxonomy places the organism in Eukaryota, Viridiplantae, Streptophyta, Magnoliopsida, Malvales, Malvaceae.